AUGUUGGAAAAUAGGGGCCCUGGUUGGCAGUAUAUUAAAAAGGUCUUAAGAUCAAGCACAGACGCUGAGGAUAAAACUAUUGAUCCAGAAUUUGAUAAAAUGGUAGAGGAGUUCGAACUAGUAGUCCAGCAGUUCAAUGUAUUGAAUUUAAAUUGCAAGAACUAUGUAGAUGGAGUUCAAAAUCUCUUAGCUCUUGGCCAGAGCAUUGGUAUCUUAAUAAAAGAUUUGUACAAUCCUACUUUGAAAGUAAAAGAUAGUCAUUUUUACCAACAAACGCCCGUGAUUGAAGAAGAAUUAGACCUUUGGAAGGAAAUCGGAGCUUUUAGCGAUUUAAUUUCCAAUGUGGAGCUCUCAAUUAGAGACGAAAUAGAAUGGCUACAGUUUAAAUGUUCUUCUACAGUCAAGGAGGUGAAGCUAAUUGCCCAAAAUAUUGCAUCUUAUUCCAUGAGGAAGAGAAAUAGGGCUAUUUAUGAAUUAGACAGUAGUAGAAGAAAGUUAGGCCAAUUUAGUAGUGACACACAAGGUGAAUUAAGCCUGAGACAGCAAAAGGUUCUACAACACUAUGAAGAAGAAUUGGAAAGGAAUGAAGAGACAUACACCUCAAUCAAUGUGCUUUUGAAAUUAGAAUUGCCUAUUUUCUUCGAGUUGGUAAAUCAGGUAAUGGAGCUUUUUCAACAGGUUGCAUAUUACAUACAAUUGAUGGUUGUAUAUCAAUUUAAAAAUAAUAUUUCUAAUGAAACCAAGGAUCUUUGGGAUCUCGACCGAAAAGUUAAUGUUAAGGCAUUCAACUAUCAGCUUCAAGCUGCAAUCGAUGGGGCGAAACAACUAAAGAUAAUUAAAUUCAGGGAUAACUUUUUCUUUGAUUCUCUAAUGAGUCGUCCAGCAAACGAGCUGAAUAGGAUGUGUGAAGCUAUCUUUUCAUUUGAAGCUCAAAAUGAGGGGGACCUUACAAUCAAGAAGGGAGACAUCAUUAGCCUUCUAGAUACGAAGACUUAUUGGUACAAGGGCACGUUAGACGGCAAAGUUGGAAUAUUUCCUUAUAAUUACGUAAAAUUCAUUAAUUAG
Messenger RNA from Dujonia railenensis, 1065 nucleotides. The record is from the annotation of a GenBank genome assembly. Lineage: Eukaryota; Fungi; Ascomycota; Pichiomycetes; Serinales; Debaryomycetaceae.